GAUGAGUUCUGUGACGAAAGGCCCUAGAUGAAAUUGUAUUGAUGUUGUGUGUGGAUGGACUGGAUCUGGAUGCGGUUAUCUGCCUUCUUACGCUGUCAGACAGCUGAUUAUUCCACUAAGACAGUUGUUGAACAUCGACUACAAAUGAUCUGCUAUGUGUUGUUGUCGAUUUGAAGCGAGGACGCUCGAAGGAGGCAGGUCCAGGACACCAUGAGUCCUCCAGCUCUGCUCUGUUGUCACAGGAAAAUCUGGCUGCAUUCAGCAGCAGGAGGCAAAAGCAUCUCUUCUGACCACCCAAUUAUUAUCUUCUCCCGGAUGCUAUGGCAGGACGAGCACAAUGAAUAGAUACACCAACAUCAGACAGCUCGGGGAUGGCACCUACGGCUCCGUCGUCCUCGGCCGCAGUCUGGAGUCAGGAGAGCUAGUUGCCAUAAAGAGAAUGAAAAGAAAAUUCUACUCCUGGGAAGAAUGCAUGAACCUUCGUGAAGUCAAGUCCUUAAAGAAACUCAACCAUGCCAACGUGAUCAAACUCAAGGAAGUCAUUCGAGAAAAUGAUCACUUGUACUUUAUAUUUGAGUACAUGAAGGAGAAUCUAUAUCAGCUCAUGAAAGACAGGACUCGAUUGUUUCCUGAAUCUGCUGUGAGAAAUAUUAUGUUUCAGAUACUACAGGGGCUUGCGUUCAUUCAUAAACACGGUUUUUUUCACAGGGACAUGAAACCGGAGAAUCUUCUGUGCAUGGGCCCGGAGCUGGUGAAAAUAGCCGACUUUGGGCUUGCCCGGGAAAUUAGAUCUCGACCACCAUACACAGACUAUGUCUCCACCAGAUGGUACAGAGCCCCAGAGGUGCUCCUCAGAUCCACAUCCUACAACUCACCCAUAGACCAGUGGGCUAUCGGCUGCAUCAUGGCAGAGCUUUAUACCCUCAGGCCUCUUUUUCCAGGCUCCAGUGAAGUAGACACCAUAUUCAAAGUGUGCCAAGUCUUGGGUACACCAAAGAAGAAUGAUUGGCCGGAGGGAUUCCAUUUGGCGAGUGCUAUGAAUUUCCGUUGGCCUCAGUGCGUUCCCAGUAAUCUGAAGACUCUGAUCCCAAAUGCCAGCCCUGAAGCCAUUCAUCUGAUGACAGACCUGCUCCAGUGGGAUCCCAAGAAGAGACCAGCCUCUGCCCAGUCUCUCAGGUACUCGUACUUCCACGUGGGCCAGGCUCUGGGUACUCCUCAGCAGAUCCUGGAUCAGGGCCGGCCUCAGCCAGGCCUCGUGCCGCUGCAGGCCCCUUUACAGUCACAGCAGUCUCAGCAGCAGCAACCCCUGCUGCUGAAGCCGGUGCCCCCCUCCCAGCCUCCCCCCCCCAGCCAACACUGCUCCCCCUCCAGGCCCCUGCAGCAGAUCCAGCCCUCCGCUGUGUCUGCGGUGGCCCAGGCGGCAGCGUACCAGCGGCACACAGAGCUGGUCCGAGAGCAGCAACAGAAGCACAUCCUGAAGCAGGAGCAGAGCGGAGGAACGCCACAGAGCCAUCUCCCUUACAUCGUGGACAAGAGUCUCCAGAGCAAGCAAACGAGACAGGAGUCAGAAAAAGAACACCUACUGAGCUAUCAGGUGAAGCCUAAAGGGGGGCGGCGGCGCUGGGGCCACGGCACGGGACACCACAAGGGUGAAGACUGGGACGACUAUGAAGAGACGGAUCUGACAUCCAUAAGUAUUCUGGGAAAAACAAACUUCUCUGCAGAGCAGUCGAGGCAGGGGGAGGACUCACUGAGCAGAUAUGGAAACGUUUUGGAUUACAGUCGACCCAAUGGAAAGGAAGAUGCGCCUUUAAACCUGAACAAGAGUUCAGCCUAUCAGGAGCCUUCAAGAACCGCUUCUGCCAAACAACAUUACCUGAGGCAGUCAAGAUAUUUACCUGGUAUUAGCACAAAAAAGAACGUAGCCAUAAAUGCCAGUAAAGACUUUGCAGGAAGCCAUCUUUGGGGCAACAGCAGUAUUCCAUUUGGAGGGACUCUGCCGAGCAGAGGCGCUCACGGUACCAAUACAAUCCCAGGGGGAUACAUGCCAUCGUUUUACAAAAAAGACACGGGAUCUGCGGGUCACAGAGGACCUCAGGGUCCUUCAGUGGAAUCAACAGCAUCAAAUUAUGCAACAUGGCAGUCUGGCCGGAGUCCGAUGAACACCUCCACCAACGUGCCGUCACCCAACAAGAGCACCCCCGGUCUGCUGCCUCGCCCACCGACACAAACCAUCCACGGGCGAACGGAUUGGUCUGCCAAAUAUGGACACCGCUAGUGCCCUCACUUCAAACUCUUUCACCUCCAAAGAGUAGGCCUAGUUGUUUUAUAAUAUAAGUCUGUACAUACAUCUUACACAGCAAUAACUUUUAAUGUUUUUCAUUAUGUGUACUAUGAAUGUUGUGAGAUGUAAAAAUAUCUAUAUGUAUAUUUAAAUGCAAGCGGCCAAAGUUUGGGCCCAGAUUUGCUCCUCAGUGUUUCAUUUUGUAUUUCUGUAUUAAAGCUACAGAGGUCACAACUUCAGUUGUGUAUCAGAUGUAUCAUUGAAUGUUCACCAACCUGUAUACAUAAUAUGCAUAUUAUAAUUGUAUGGAAACUUCACUGUGACCUGUAUUUGGCUGCAACUAAUUACUUUGCCUUUGUACAGUUUGGUGUGUUUUCCUUUUUCCCUGCUGUUUUUUUAUGACGGUAGCCUUGUCAAUCAGGUUACUAUUAUUUGUGCAUUAUAUGUUUUUAAUAAAAUGUAAUGCCUUGCUCUAUUUUCAAUUAAACAAUGCAAAUGGUUGCCACAAUGUACAAUUCAGUUUUAUUUCUGAAUUAAAAUGAUCCAAGACAACACGUUAUACCCCCUUGGCCAAAGUGAGUGUGAUUAUUGAAUUGCCUGUUAUUGAAUAUAAUUAAACUGUUGACUG
Messenger RNA from Trematomus bernacchii (emerald rockcod), 2912 nucleotides. Its product is annotated as serine/threonine-protein kinase ICK-like. The record is from RefSeq and is a predicted model, not a curated record. The transcript is spliced from 14 exons. Gene Ontology annotation, cellular component: cilium; cytoplasm; nucleus. Gene Ontology annotation, molecular function: protein serine/threonine kinase activity; ATP binding. Gene Ontology annotation, biological process: protein phosphorylation; intraciliary transport; intracellular signal transduction. NCBI's taxonomy places the organism in Eukaryota, Metazoa, Chordata, Actinopteri, Perciformes, Nototheniidae. The coding region runs from base 338 to 2278 and encodes 646 amino acids.